Molecule: messenger RNA, 1286 nt
Organism: Zychaea mexicana
Lineage: Eukaryota; Fungi; Mucoromycota; Mucoromycetes; Mucorales; Lichtheimiaceae
Exons: 2
Coding region: 142-1173 (343 amino acids)
Source: RefSeq, a predicted model, not a curated record
AUGAUGACAGGAAAAGAAACCGUCAUGGUAAAAUUACUAGGUGUAAUAUCAGAUGUUGUUAUCAUACUUGAUUUUGUGAUCCCGGCGAAAGCAAAGAUUGCCUCAUGACAGAUACUAUAAAGCUGUUUCCUUGUGUGCUUUAUGAUAGGCAUUUCAUAUAUAUUCUUGACCAUCCUGUUCUGCUCAACGUUGUCACGACAGGAGGGGAAGCACGGUCAUACAAAAUUUAAUAAGAUAUUCAAGGUGCCAUGGCAGUUGUUGUGGGAGUACACUACGCCGUGGCCAAUACAAGGAAAUAAUAGCAGCAAUAGCACAGCUGCUAUCGUGGCGUCGUCUGCGUCCACCACGGCAUCGGUUACCGAUAAGGCUACCACCACUACUACUUCUACUGGCGCCAUUCUAGAAAAUGAACACCAACACCAUCCACUAGGCAGCGAUAUUGAAGACGAUGAUGACGAUGACUAUUACGAGGAAGAGGACGAAGAAAUUUAUAUUGUGUCAGCACCGCCACCAUCGCCACAAGAACCCUCUAUGCUCGAAGCAGUGUUUGCUAAACAGCUCAGCCGAUCCCUCGAAGUAGUGGUUCGAACGAAUUCACCAGAACCACCACCACCACCACCGCCAUCAUCACACAAUAAUCAUAAUCAUAAUUCUGUUUUCCAAGAUCCCUUUCACCAACAACAUGACCAAUAUAACCACCAGGCGCAGCCACCAUUACCUCCACAAGCACAACCUCUCUUUGUAAGUCAUGGGGGAAGGGCUCGAAGACGAUCGUCAACAACAGCAGCGUCAGCCGCAACAACGCAUUGGGACCAUGCACGAGUUUUGGACAAGCUGUUACGACGGACGCAACAAGAACAGCAACGAAAAGGUGGAGGGGGGAUUGUCAAGAAACGAUAUCAUACUGCAGCAGCAACAGCGGGAAGCAACAACAUCAACAGUAGCAGUAGUAGUAGCGGCAGCAGUAUGAUGGUUGGCGGCGGCAGCAGCAGCAACGGUCGACUCAGAGCAGCACGGUCGUUGUGCAACAAAAAUGCAAGCGAUUUGGCAGAAGCUAUAUCCAUGAUACGCAUAUCUACUGCUGCUGCGACGACGGCUACUACUACCACUACUACUUCCAUGUGUCCUACUACUUCCAAUACUUUAUUCAAUGCGCCAUCGCCACAUCAAUGAACACCGAACUCUCCACUUGGGUCUCUCUUACUUUUCUUUCUACAUAUACCUUCGUUCACCUAAAACAAAGCAACAUUCGACCGAAAAGCACAAUGCGCACACGAACGUUACUU